AUGACAUUCUCAGAACAACUUAUCACCUUUAUGUUCCUUUUCUGCUUGCCUCUCCUAAAUGCUUCAGAAGCAAAACGAUGUUCCAGUUCCUCAUGUGGAUAUAGAAACGUCGACGUUCGUUUCCCUUUCUGGCUAUUCCCCAAGCAAUCUUCGACCUGUGGCCACACAGGAUUCAACCUCCUAUGCACCGAUGGCCACGAGACAGCCUUAAAGCUUCCGGACACAGAACCAUUCCUUGUCCGAGAUAUCUACUAUGAUAAGCAGCGAAUCCGCCUCAACGACCCUAACAAAUGCAUGGCCAGACGACUCCUCAGCUUCGACGCUUCAGGAUCUCCUUUCUCUCCUCUCCACUUUCUCAACCACACAAUCUUGAUCUGUCCUAACGAGGACAUCAAAUCCUCCUCCCAUUACAAACCUAUCCGUUGUCUUGGUAAUUCCACGUCUUCCUUCUUUGCCAUUCUUUUUGAUUUCGCGAGUUCGAUGCCAUCCUCUUGUCAAAUGGUCAAGACACUACUCCUUCCUGUUUCUUCACCAAUCGCCGUUGACCUCAACGAUCAAGACCUCUGGCUGAAAUGGGACUCGCCGAGUGGCAGAGAUUGUGAAAAUAAUCGUUCCUUACGUGUGUUCGAAAACAAUACUAGUCUCGGAGUCAAAUGGUUCAGUUCCUACAAAUCUGGACUCCACAACUUCGUUUUACUAAUAAUGAAGUUGAUCUGCCUCUCCCUAAUGACACUUCUCAUCGGAAUAACUACAUGUGUGGUAUAUGUCACGUUCAGUUCCGAGCGGCUCCCUACUCAGAUACGGCGAUCAUUGGCACGGCAUGCCACUCUCAAGCCGCCUAGAGGUCGUGCUAGAUCUCCGAUCUUUGGACCGUACAAGAAAGUGAUGGUAGAGAAAAAUAUGAAGCUCCCGGGGAGAAAUGACAACACAUGUUCAAUUUGUUUAUCAGAAUAUGAGAGAAGUGAGAUCGUUGCGUGCUUAUUCAGAUGUGAACACUGCUUCCACGUCGAAUGCAUCGAUACUUGGUUACAGUUGCGUAGUUCUUGCCCGAUUUGUCGAAACAGUCCACAAGGUAUAUAUUAUUUGUGA
Molecule: messenger RNA, 1089 nt
Organism: Raphanus sativus (radish)
Lineage: Eukaryota; Viridiplantae; Streptophyta; Magnoliopsida; Brassicales; Brassicaceae
Product: RING-H2 finger protein ATL22
Exons: 2
Coding region: 1-1089 (362 amino acids)
Molecular function (GO): polysaccharide binding
Source: RefSeq, a predicted model, not a curated record